Messenger RNA from Lachancea dasiensis, 1788 nucleotides. The record is from the annotation of a GenBank genome assembly. NCBI's taxonomy places the organism in Eukaryota, Fungi, Ascomycota, Saccharomycetes, Saccharomycetales, Saccharomycetaceae.
AUGGCUAUUGGUACCCUCGAAGAGAAGCGAAAAAAGCUUCAAGAGCUGCGAGAACGUCGUAGAGCCGGCCAUGAUCCUCUGUCGAACAAGGCACCGGACGAUUUGGUUCAACAUUUACUGAGGUCGAGCUCUGAGCGAGCACUGAUUGAACAUCCUGAGAUGGUGAGCAUUGGGACUCAAACGGAGGGUUCACAAGACUUAGAACUAAAUCCAAAUUAUAUACCGGAAGCUUUACCGUCGAUAUUAACUUACGAGCGGGCAAUUCAAACAGAUCCCUUGGAUCUGCAAAGUUCGGACGUGGAAUCGGAUUCUGAAACAAGUGUCACGAACUUCGCCGAUAUCAGCGAUGCAAUGCAGAGCGAAAUAGCGGAAGAUUCGACAAUGGAUACACCUGUAAGAUCAGUGGUGCCGCUGGUGAUAGAAGACCAAGCCUUGAGCGUUGGGGUCAAAUCAUUUUCAUUGCUGGAAGCCCUAGAUAAGACGAAGGCAUCCCUGACAGAAAGAGAACUCAAGGACACUCAAUACUUUCGCCUAUCACAUAUUUUAGGAUCCCAUCUGUUGGACGAUAAGAUAACUUCCACAUGCGUAUCACUUGAUUAUUAUUCUGAGCUGGUUCUCGUGAUCCUACAGGAAACGUCUGCUCUUCAAUCACAGACGAUAUUUAACAGUAAAGUGAUUGUUUAUAGGCUCAAAACUGCGGAGCUUGUUGACACCGUGGAGUUUCGGGGCCAAACUUUGCUACGUGGCCAAUUCAUACGACGUAAGCACUCCAAAGUCACGUCCGCCAUCCUCACUUCCUACAAUGGGAAAACCAUCUUGUAUGAAUUGCGAGCCGUGCCUGACACGAAUGGUGUGUUAAAGAUUGAGCGUAACAUUUUGACCCGCAAUUUUCACCACUACCCAGUUUUCGCGGUAUGGCAGCACCAACAACUUGCGGACCCACGCGUGCUAGUGGGAAGUACCGAUGGGAGCAUCAGCGAUAUUGACAUCUUGCGCAUGGAGCUUAACCAUGAUCAGAGUACAGAUUGCCGUGCUCCGCCUCAUUUCAAGGUCUUACCUGUAUCAACGUCCUCCAUUUUACUGUCAGAAGAGCAGGAAGAGCAUUUCAGCACAGAAUCGGAAAAGCUGCUUCAGAACCAACUGGAAAAACAGGCUGCCUACGACGAAGUUGCCAUUACCUCGAUUAUAACUAUGCCCGAGGACCCCACAUUAGUUUACAUUGGAUGUGAAGAUGGUGGGAUUUACAAAGUCAACCUGGACAAAAUUUCCACGGGCGCAGAUAGUGUGGUGAUUGACAAGAGAAACAAUGGCUUUGUGCCUAAAAAUGUGAAAUCUCUCGAUGGUCUACCGCUUUUUCACUCUUUGCCUGUCACUGGUCUCUACUCGUGCGAGUUUGCUCCAAAUCUAAUGGUCUCCGCUGCCAUGGAUUGGGAGUGUAAGAUAUGGGACGUUUUCCACAAUGAGUUGCUGGCAACCAUUGAAUUAGAAUACCCGGCCCUACAUUGUGUAUGGCUAAGCGGUACAGAUGCGUAUGCUCUGGUUGUUCUGACUCCUCUCGCAUUGACGAUUUACAACCCCAUGCUCACACCCAACUACUGUGAGCGAGAAACUGUUUUUUGGACUCACGACAGAAAGCCUGUGGAGAUGUUCAGCGUCAGCGUCGAUCGCUGUGAACAGUUAACAUCAUUCUCUAGCGUUACGAUAUUUCAGGAGCAAGCGAAGUAUUUCGCAGUAUUGGGCGGUGACUCACAUCUACAGGUUAGCGUAGAACUUCAAUUAGACAUUUAG